AUGGGUCGAGAGAGAGAAGUGCCAGGUUGUGGUGAUUGUUGUGUGGAGAGGUUUUGUUGGACUGACACAAAGAAGCCUCGACUCGUCACUCUGACAGAUUGUUCAUUUUUCGAAAGAACGCGACUAGAUUUAGAGACCUAUUUUGGUUUGGUGACCACGUUGCUUCACCUCAAGCCUCCGAGACAACGAUACAUUUCCUUAGAGUUUGGCGUUUCUUCAAAUUGUGUGGUGGACUGGUAUUCUUUCUGCCGCGAAGUGUACUUUCAUCACAUUUCAACGACGUCGAAGAAAAUUGGCGGACCUUUGACAGUCGUUGAAAUUGACGAGGCAAAAUUUGGAAAGAGAAAGUACAAUCGCGGCAGAAAUAUUCAGGGACAGUGGGUUUUUGGGGGAAUAGAAAGGCAGAGCAGAGAGUCCUUCCUUGUUCCUGUAGAUCAACGCGAUAGGGACACUCUGCUCGACAUAAUUCAACAAUGGGUUCUGCCAGGUACCACAAUUGUUAGCGACUGUUGGCGGGCCUACAAUUGUCUCGGUGACGAGGGAUUUAGGCACUUAACGGUCAAUCACUCAAUAAACUUUGUCGACCCUAACACCGGCGCCCACACAAACACAAUUGAGAGACACUGGAGGGAAGUCAGGGCCAACAUCCCUCGGUAUGGUGUCCGGACUGACCAUUUUGUUGGGUACCUGGCAGAAUUCCUUUUUAAGACAAAAUAUCGCGUCAACGCUCUCCUAGGAGCUAUUUGA
Molecule: messenger RNA, 747 nt
Organism: Homalodisca vitripennis (glassy-winged sharpshooter)
Lineage: Eukaryota; Metazoa; Arthropoda; Insecta; Hemiptera; Cicadellidae
Exons: 3
Coding region: 1-747 (248 amino acids)
Source: RefSeq, a predicted model, not a curated record